Astyanax mexicanus (Mexican tetra) is the source of this 5798-nucleotide messenger RNA. It is a transcript of the gene pias1b, whose product is annotated as protein inhibitor of activated STAT, 1b. The record is from RefSeq and is a predicted model, not a curated record. Bases 338 to 2284 code for a protein of 648 amino acids. The transcript has 14 exons. Gene Ontology annotation, molecular function: SUMO ligase activity; transcription coregulator activity; zinc ion binding. NCBI's taxonomy places the organism in Eukaryota, Metazoa, Chordata, Actinopteri, Characiformes, Acestrorhamphidae. Gene Ontology annotation, biological process: protein sumoylation; regulation of transcription by RNA polymerase II.
UUAACAGCAAAAACAGUGUAUGUUGUCAUGAAUUUUCUUUUUAGCAAACACACGGUCAUGCUAAAAUGGCUGUGCCACAUUUAAAGGAACGUGCACAAACAAAGGCUGCAACCUGUGUUUAUUCACACAUGUACACCAAAAUAAAUCAGAUAAACACUGCCAUCACAAUGAACCUGACUCUAUUUUCCUCUUUCCUGUGCUCUAACUCCCACUCUGUCUGUGGAGUGGCCACUGAGAGAUAAGCCACACCUGUCUGUGAUUAAGGGAAAACGCCCUGCGCAGCCCAAAUUAUAGAGUGAACUCGACUGUUCCACCUUCCUUCAGCCACAUUUCGCAAAUGGUGAUGAGCCUGCGUGUCUCAGAGCUUCAAGUUCUCCUGGGAUACGCAGGGCGUAACAAGCACGGAAGAAAGCAUGAACUCUUGACUAAAGCACUCCACUUAUUGAAAGCUGGCUGCAGCCCUGCCGUGCAGAUGAAGAUCAAGGAGCUGUACCGCCGCCGCUUCCCUACAAAGAUGGUGUCUCCCACAGACCUCUCCCUGCCUGGGGUCCACUCCACGACAGGCGGGGGUCACGGAGGCUUGCCCACCAGUCUGACCCAGCUGGGCUUUGACAGCCACGGCGCUCCCUCGCCUCUGCUGCCUGUCUCACUUUUGGGGCCCAAGCAUGAGCUGGGCCUUCCACACCUACCCUCUGCCCUGCACCCUGUUCACCCAGAUGUCAAGCUCCAGAGGCUGCCUUUCUAUGACACGUUGGAUGAGUUGAUCAAGCCCACCAGCCUGGCAUCAGACAACAAUCAGAGGUUUCAGGAAACAUGCUUCGCUUUUGCUUUGACACCUCAGCAAGUCCAGCAGAUCAGCAGCUCGAUGGACAUCUCUGGGACCAAAUGUGACUUCGCAGUACAGGUUCAGCUAAGGUUUUGCCUAUCAGAGACAAGUUGUCCUCAGGAAGACCAUUUCCCUCCCAACCUUUGUGUGAAAGUGAAUGGGAAGCCCUGUAACCUUCCUGGCUAUCUUCCACCAACUAAAAAUGGAGUGGAGCCAAAGCGACCAAGCAGACCUAUCAACAUUACCUCUCUUGUCCGGUUGUCCACAACAGUACCCAACACUAUUGUGGUGUCUUGGACGUCAGAAAUCGGAAGGAGUUAUUCCAUGGCUGUGUACCUUGUCCGACAACAGUCCUCUUCAGUGUUGCUACAGAGACUUCGGUCGAAAGGCAUCAGGAACCCAGACCACUCUAGAGCACUCAUUAAAGAGAAGCUGACGGCUGACCCUGACAGUGAGAUUGCUACAACUAGUCUGAGAGUCUCUCUACUUUGUCCGCUGGGGAAGAUGCGGCUGAUGAUUCCCUGUCGAGCGCUGACCUGCUCGCACCUGCAGUGCUUUGACGCUACGCUCUACAUCCAAAUGAACGAGAAGAAACCCACCUGGGUGUGUCCAGUCUGUGACAAAAAGGCCCCAUACGAGCACCUCAUCAUUGACGGGUUGUUUAUGGAGAUACUAAACAGCUGUGUAGACUGCGAUGAAAUCCAGUUUAAGGAGGACGGCAACUGGGCUCCAAUGAGGUCUAAAAAGGUGGUGCAAGAGGUAUCCGCCUCCUCCAACGGCCUGGAGGGUUCAUGUAGAUCAGUGGUUUCUGAGCACAGAAACAGUUCAUCCAAUAACAGUAGUAACAGUAAAAAAGUGGAAGUGAUUGACCUGACUCUGGACAGCUCCUCAGAUGAUGAUAAUGAUGACGAGCCGCCUUCCAAACGAGCUUGUCCAUCUCUGUCACCCAUUUCACCUCCAGUCAGCAAAGGGGUGUUAAAUCUUCAUCGGGCAUCACCAGUGACGCGAGCUCCCAGCAUGCCAGCAGUGGAGACAAACUACAUCCCUCCUCCCCCUCCACUUAUUCAGGAUUAUCGUCCCUAUUACCACACACCCAGUGACCUACCAGAGCUGAACUUCUUUUCAUUUCUACAAGGGGAAAAUCAUCCGCAUUACAACAUGGUGAUGGCAGCAGCAGCCGCAGCAUCCGCCUCAGCUUCGGAAGAUCAUGAGCUCCUCCUGAACCGCUUCAUGCCCUACAACUCGCAGCUGUACCUGGACCAGGCGGGCACACCGGUGAGCGGCUCGCUGGCACCAGCCAAUGGCAGUGGGGGGAGCAGCAGUGGUAGCAGCAGCAGCUUGGUGUCAUCCAGCAGCUUGCGGGACGCCCACCCCCACAGCAGUGUGUCCCGCUCACGGUCAGACGCUGCCGCCUCGGUCAUAUACGGCUCCAUCCCCGACGUCAUCUCACUGGACUGACCUCACGAGGGCGCCACACCUGGCCCUUAUCAUUAUCCAUGGGAGUCGAGAGAAGUUCCAUGCACUCAGAGAGGAUUUAAACACGAAUGAGAAAGGGAGAGAAGAGGAGAACAGAAAAAUAAAAGAGAGAACUUUUGUAUAAAGAAGAGAAGAAAAAGAAGAAGAAAAAAUGCUGUACAGAGAAGAAAUAUCUAUUUUCAGUUUUACUUUUGUAUAUAAACAGGACGCUGCCUGCUCAGUGCGUGACUUCAGUUGAUAUUUUUUGUGUGGAUACUGAAGAUGUUUUUUCACUGCUCUGUGUCUCGUCCCUUGAUCUUAUUCUUUACCUUUUAUACUCUUUUUGCUAUUUCGUUUCACCACAAACACUUAUUUUAGUCCUAGUCAUGGAAUUAGACUCAUCCUUGGUCAGUUUUUCCUUGUCUUGACGCAAGACUCUGGCCUCAAAACGUUUGUUUUGUUUUUUUGAGGGGUCAGUAAUGUUAUUUAAGGACACUUUCUUGUGCAGGUAAUUUAUAAGGCUUUAACUUAUGUAGUUUGUAUGCUGUAUAAAAGCAUUUCCUUACGCCAUUACAGGAUCGAGCCAUGAGGCACACUCGAGACGGAAGCGGCAGUCACCCAUUAUUUCAACUUUUGUUGGCAUUUUGCUUUCAUUUAGCUCUCCAAAUGGUUUGCAAAAGAUGUGUGGAUGAAGAGUUAUGGAGAGACCACUGUUGCACAGAUCUCACAUAAUUUAAAAUGAGUUCUUUAUCAGCUGAUCAAUGAGUUGGGGCAGAGCAUCAAAGGUGUCAGGUACUAUGAUGUGAUGCAUUUAUUUAUCUAAUCACCUGGGUGAGUUACAACUGAAGGCUAAAGAAAUUGCAGUAUUAUAUAACCUUGAGACCUUAAAGGUAAAUUAAAUUUCAUUGUAAUUCACACUCAUUUAUGAGGCGACUGGUAAGAGGAUAUUUAUUGUCACUGUCAUGCAAAAACCCUGUAUCUCUGUUUUGUUUCAUUGUGUCAAACUUUCAUGAUGACCAGUUCAGUAGAUUUGGAAAAAAGUAUUGAUUGGUGACAGUGACUAUAUUAUAAUGUUGUAAACGUUAUAUAAGGUGUGCAUGCUCUCCACACACCGGUCAAAAAGAUUAACACGUAUAAACCAGAAAACAUUGAUUUUACAUCUAAAAUCUCAAAGAGGAGAUUGCAAUUGUGUUGGCUAGCAGAAAUCGGUUUAACAGGCAUUGAUUAUAUUGAUAAUCAAGGUUUUCUUCACUGGUUUGGGUUAAGAGUUAAGUUAAUUCUUAUGCAACUCUACCACAGCGCCCUUUCCUCAUAGACUGUGGUAAACAGUCUCAGAGAUGCUUUAAAGGGAUAGUUUAACAUUUUGAUAGUUGAGUCUGAUCAAAUGAGCAGUAAAGAAGAUCUAUAGAAUGACCAUAUUCUGUUUUUCAUCAUUUCAUUCAGUGGGUCGACACAUGAUUUACAUUUUUUAAAAGGGCAGAGUUCUUUAUACCUUUUUUAGGAUAGGUAGUGGCUUUGCCUAAAACCCUAACGACUCCCAACUCUUCGGAAGCUUAAGUGCUUCUUUUGCAUUGGAGAAAUUACAUUUUGUUGAUGGUUUCUAUAAAAGCCUUUUGAAAACAAAGAAAGAGUUCCAUCACAAUUAUGAGUCAAAGGCUACGUUCACAUUGCAAAACCUCAUUAACCUAUUCUAAUAAUUUAAUUUAGUUAUCUUGAAAAUUCGUAAAUGUAAAUGUAGGACCUGUAUCUGUUUAGAUACUAGAUACCAUACACACAAGUGAAUAGCACGUUCAUAGAGUUAAGUGGAUGUAUGAUAUACAAUCCGACUGUUCACACUCAUGCCUACAAUUCAGAUGUCAGAUCAACUGACAAAUAUAAAAAUGAAUCAAGUAAUUUUGAAAAUAUUAGAUUUAAGAUUUUGAAAAUUUUGAAAAAAUGAUCUUAGUGACAAUAGUCUUAUAAUUAGAGUAAACGUUGCCAAAGAACCCAUUUCAGUACUGUUUAGAACCUGACUUUUCUCAAAGUGUGCAUUUGUAUAGUAUUUUCACUGUCAUUAAAUUCAGCUUACAGUUAUUUAAUUUAGUCUUUUUGUAGCAUUUCUUUUGGUCCAUUGAUAAUGAAAUUUGUAUGUACAAUGAAAGGAACAAAUGCCAGACUCAGACUGUCAAAGCCAAAAGCGACUAAAACGGAAAUACUUGGUUUUUGCUUAACAAGAAUAAUAUAAAAAAAAUGUUUAUAUUAUCAGCAUUUUAUGAAUCUUUUGCCCUCAUGAAUUGUCAACAGUUCAAAGAAGAUUUCUACAGCAACAGUUCCACAGACGUUCGGGUUAUUCUUCAGACAACUUGUGACUGGAUGAAGUGGCUUUGUGAAAUUGUGUAGGCUUACUUCAGAAAAACUGCCAUUUCCAAAAAUGUUCAUCUAUCCUUUUAUAGUCUAUGAUGUUUCUGCAGGUGAUCUCACAGCCACAUCAUCUUUCCUGCCCCCUCCCGUCCCUUUGUAUAAAACUGAAUUUAUUUAUUUUUAUCUAUAUAUUAUAUUUUUACUAUCUUUGACAAUUAUGCUUUACUGUCAUUGAGCAUUUAUUUCCUCAGUAAUUAUUUAAAGAGCUCUCGUCACUCGCUUUGCAUUGUUAACAAGUAUCUUUUAUUUGUCCUUGUGUCUCUCAUUCUUUCAUGAUGCUCUUUGUCUGUGCUGUACCAGAUGCUUGAGGCAUCAAUUCCAUCUCCAGAAUCUAUCAUGCUGUGUCAGAUUUGACUUUUUUUUUUGGUUGGUGUUUUUGUUGCUAUUAAACACUUGAACAAUGAAUGCCAGCUGAGUGUGAACAUCCUCUGGCUCCAUUGUGACAUUUAAGAACCUUUAAGAAGUGAUUCAAGACCCCUCGUCAGACGAGACAGGCUGCAGCUCAAUUGCUCACGGUCACUGUGGUCCAGACACUGGCUAUUUUGAAGGCAUACAUUCAUACAUGUAGACCUUAUACACACACAGAUAUGCGAUGCAUCUGAUAAGAAUCAUCACACACAUGCACUGAGGGACCAUGAACUGAUCUCAGCAUCUCCAAAAGGAGAUUACACUGAAUUUAAGCCAUGAAGAUAAGUCGGUCAGUAUCUAGCUUCAGUGAGGGGACCUGUGAUUUAUUCAUUUUUAUGAUUACUCCCCCACAAACACAUACACAGAUAAUUGCCAAGCACACAGUCUUUAUUACACAUAUUGAAACAACCCCCAGUCUUUCAUUAUUUUCAGACGAGAAACAGAAUCAUACCACUAGACACGGGAGUGGGGCCCAUUUUAGCUGUACCAGUAAAGGCUGGCCAGCAUGAGUUCUCUCUGCCUUAAAUUCUUGUAUUAUUUUAUGGUACAUUAUGAGAGAAAUCAUUAUGUAUAUCAAGCCACUAUUGGUUUGUACAAAAUAUCAAAUAAAUUAUUUAUUAUUUGCUUUGGAAUACAUUGUUUACCUAAUGAAUGUCACUUGUUUAUGUAGAGAGCGGUUUAGCUGUAAUAAAACAAAUACAACUAUUAA